UUCCAAUAUCUCUCUCGUUCAAAGAAUAGAUAUUACCCAGAAAAAAAAAACCAAAUUAAGUUGCAGAAGAAAGAACAAAAAAAAGAAGAGAGAGAGCCAUGAACGGAGAAGAAAGCUUCGUAGAAGAUUGCUCUGAGUUUGUUGAAAUUGAUCCUUCUGGAAGAUAUGGAAGAUACGAUGAAAUACUUGGCAAAGGUGCUUCGAAGACAGUGUACAGAGCGUUUGAUGAGUACGAAGGGAUAGAAGUGGCAUGGAACCAAGUAAAGCUUCGGAAUUUCACGAGGAACCCUGAGGAACUGGAGAAAUUCUUCAGAGAGAUUCAUCUGCUUAAGACCUUGAAUCAUCAAAACAUUAUGAAAUUCUACACUUCUUGGGUUGAUACUAACAAUUUGGCAAUCAAUUUUGUCACUGAGCUCUUCACCUCCGGUACUCUCAGACAGUACAGGUUGAGACAUAGAAGAGUGAAUAUUAAAGCAGUGAAGCAAUGGUGUAAACAGAUUCUGAAAGGGCUUAUCUAUCUUCAUAGCUGUUCUCCUCCAAUAAUCCAUAGAGAUCUCAAAUGUGACAACAUCUUCAUCAAUGGAAACCAAGGUGAAGUCAAGAUCGGGGACCUUGGACUCGCUGCGAUUCUUCGCAAAUCACAUGCAGUUCGUUGUGUUGGGACCCCUGAGUUCAUGGCUCCAGAAGUGUAUGAUGAGGAAUACAACGAGUUGGUUGAUGUGUAUGCUUUUGGAAUGUGUGUGUUGGAGAUCGUCACAUUUGAUUAUCCUUAUAGCGAGUGUACUCACCCUGCACAAAUCUACAAGAAAGUUACCUCGGGGAAAAAGCCUGAAGCUUUCUACUUAGUGAAGGACCCUGAGGUUCGAGAGUUUGUUGGGAAGUGUUUAGCUACUGUAACGUGUAGGCUCACGGCUUUGGAGCUUCUACAAGACCCUUUCUUGGAAGUUGAUGUCGAUGGAUUUGAUAUGAGACCAACUGAUUACUACAAUGGUUAUGAUGAAACUGGUGUGUUCCUUAGACAACCUCUGAUUGACCCUCAUGAUCAGUUUGAGCCACAGAUAUGCGAGAUCGAUCUUUUCGCUAAAGAUGCUGGUGAUGAAGAGUUAGACCAUGUCGACAUUUCGAUCAAAGGGAAGAGAAGCGGCAAUGAUGGGAUAUUCUUGAGGCUCAGAAUCUCUGAUGCAGAAGGACGGAUAAGGAACAUUUACUUCCCGUUUGAAACCGCGAUCGAUACAGCGUGGAGUGUAGCCUCUGAGAUGGUCUCUGAGCUCGACAUAACGAAUCAAGAUGUAACGAAAAUCGCAGAGAUGAUCGAUGCGGAGAUUGCUGCAUUGGUCCCUGAUUGGAAAAUUGAUCACAACGUUACAGAAAGUGACUCAAACGUGAACAACAAUAACAACAAUGGAGGAUUCUGUGGGGAUUGUGCUUCGAAUGGUUACAUACAAGAGACUGUAUCAUCGAACAGUGAAAUCUCCGGAGACAAAUCUCAUCAUCAGUUCGAUUGUUCUGAAGACAGGAGCUGUUCUUCAGUUCACGGUAGGUUCGAGGAGAUUAGUUACCAAGUGGAAGGACAAGAGCAACACGGAGGCGAUGUUGUUGUCUCUGGAGAAGGUGGUAAUGGGAUUCAUUACGCGGAUAUUUGGGGUCUGAGAGAUUCUCGUUCUGACGACGGAGAAGAACAGGUGAGUUUGAGUUUGAAUCCGAGGAGGAGGAGGAAGGUGAAAGGUGAAUGGUGGUCGGAGAAUGAGAUCAGGAGAGAGUUGAGAUGGCUUAAGGCAAGGCAUAGGAUUCAGCUUACGAGAGUUAGAGAUCAAACGAUCUUUGAGAAACCGACGGAGAUCUCUGUUACGACGGCGUUUGGGGAGAGAUUUGAGAUCGGAACUUCAGCUUCGCCGCCUCUUCUUUGUAGGGCGAUCUCGCUUCCCGUCGACGCCGUUGAUAUAUGAAAUUUGUAAAUGUCUAAUUAUAUAGUUAUUUUUACUUUGCAGCAUUUUAAAAAUUUUCUUUAGAAAGAUAAAAAACUUUUUCUUCUUUAUUUGGUCAACAAUUAAACUUGCAACAUUGUUAACUUUUGUUAUAUAAGAGCAUCUCCAGCACUAAAC
This is a messenger RNA of Eutrema salsugineum, 2102 nucleotides long. Its product is annotated as serine/threonine-protein kinase WNK2. Bases 99 to 1946 code for a protein of 615 amino acids. Gene Ontology annotation, molecular function: ATP binding; protein serine/threonine kinase activity. NCBI's taxonomy places the organism in Eukaryota, Viridiplantae, Streptophyta, Magnoliopsida, Brassicales, Brassicaceae. The transcript is spliced from 7 exons. Gene Ontology annotation, cellular component: cytoplasm. The record is from RefSeq and is a predicted model, not a curated record. Gene Ontology annotation, biological process: intracellular signal transduction; protein phosphorylation.